CCGCGCUUCCUAUAGCCACCGUGUUCUCCGUCACCCGUUCCAUCCCCAUGCUCAUGCGCCGUAAGGAGGUGAAAGAGCACGGAACUGGCCGUGCCAUUGAAGGGUCCUACCGUAAAGGCCAGAUCUGCCUCGUCGUGGAAGACCUUGUCACCAGUGGCGCCUCCGUUAUGGAGACUGCUGCACCGCUCCGUGUCGAGGGCCUUGAGGUGCGCGACGCCGUCGUGGUAAUUGACCGGGAGCAAGGUGGUCGGGAGAAUCUUGCGGAGAAUGGGAUUCGACUUCACUCUCUGUUUACGCUGUCGGAGAUGGUAGAAGUGCUUGUGAAGAGCGGGAAAUUAUCCAACGAGAUGGCAGCGGAGGUGAAGACAUUUCUUGAUGAUAAUAGGAGAGUACGGGUUCCGGCGCCGGUUACCCCGCCGACGAGAGUUAGGCUUUCGUUUAGUGAGAGGGCGGCGAUGGCGAAGAAUCCGGUUGGAAAGAGGCUGUUCGAGCUGAUGGAGGUGAAAAAGAGCAAUCUUUGUUUGGCUGCGGAUGUGCCCACCGCUAAGGACCUUUUAGACCUAGCUGAGAAG
This is a messenger RNA of Phalaenopsis equestris, 572 nucleotides long. Its product is annotated as uridine 5'-monophosphate synthase-like. The annotation marks the transcript as partial. The transcript has a single exon. Gene Ontology annotation, biological process: pyrimidine nucleobase biosynthetic process; UMP biosynthetic process. Gene Ontology annotation, molecular function: orotidine-5'-phosphate decarboxylase activity; orotate phosphoribosyltransferase activity. The record is from RefSeq and is a predicted model, not a curated record. NCBI's taxonomy places the organism in Eukaryota, Viridiplantae, Streptophyta, Magnoliopsida, Asparagales, Orchidaceae.